Molecule: messenger RNA, 625 nt
Organism: Ixodes scapularis (black-legged tick)
Lineage: Eukaryota; Metazoa; Arthropoda; Arachnida; Ixodida; Ixodidae
Gene: Srp19
Product: signal recognition particle 19 kDa protein
Exons: 5
Coding region: 35-493 (152 amino acids)
Biological process (GO): SRP-dependent cotranslational protein targeting to membrane, signal sequence recognition; SRP-dependent cotranslational protein targeting to membrane
Cellular component (GO): signal recognition particle, endoplasmic reticulum targeting
Molecular function (GO): 7S RNA binding
Source: RefSeq, a predicted model, not a curated record
UAUCAUCAUCAUCACACAAUCAGUUUUAGACAAAAUGGCGGCUGCCUACCUUGCUUCGAAACAGCACUCUGACCGGGAAAGGUGGGUGUGCCUCUACCCCGCUUACAUCAACAGCAAGAAGACGCUCGCGGAGGGUCGUCGGUUACCCAGGUCGAAAUGCGUGGAGAAUCCUACCUACCAGGAGAUCCGGGAUGUCUUGGAUGCCACGGGGUUCAAGGUCGGGGUUGAGAACAAGUUGUACCCGAGGGAGCAGAACAAGGACAGUUUGCUGUACCGAGGCCGCAUUCGUGUGCAGCUCAAGAAUGACGACGAGACCCCAGUGAACCCUCAGUACCCAACACGCAAGGCAGUGAUGCUGCACGUGUGCGACAUGAUCCCGAGGCUCAAGUCGAGGACCCAGAGGCAGGCAGGAGGGGAGCAGGCAUCCCAGAGUGGCACCAAUGUGGCCAAGAAGGGAGGGAAGGGUGGCAAGGGUGGCAAGGGCAAGCGGUGAGGGUGCCUGCCACACAGCCACCGGCAGCCAUCCGCACCCCGGGGAUGCCUCCCCCUGCAGACGCAUCCCUGCUCGAGCAGAAAAGGAGGGUUCCUCUCCCACUUGUCACUAAUAAACAUUUCCAUGAAGUUA